Molecule: messenger RNA, 4321 nt
Organism: Electrophorus electricus (electric eel)
Lineage: Eukaryota; Metazoa; Chordata; Actinopteri; Gymnotiformes; Gymnotidae
Gene: stat1a
Product: signal transducer and activator of transcription 1a
Biological process (GO): regulation of DNA-templated transcription; signal transduction
Molecular function (GO): DNA binding; DNA-binding transcription factor activity
Source: RefSeq, a predicted model, not a curated record
UCCUUCCUGCAAGAUGUAGUAAACAUGGGCAGUGCAUAUGCACAUCUUAUGCUGGUCAGGCUUUGCUGCACACACUUGACUGCAGGUUCAGUCUUAUGAAGAUCAUUUCAUUGCAGCCUUUCAACGUUAACUGGCUUCUCGGUGGGAUGACUAUUUUAGGACUGAUUACAGCUAUUGAAGACAUACUGCAAGCAUAACAUGCUGGAAUGUACUGGGAUCAUCUGCUCAGUGCAUGUCAACGUCCCGAGCAUCGGUUAUGGCUCAGUGGGUUGAACUGCAGCAGCUGGAUUCGAAGUACCUGGAGCAGGUGGACCAGCUGUACGAUGACACCUUCCCCAUGGCCAUCCGCCAGUACCUCAGCAACUGGAUCGAGAGCCACGACUGGGACCAUGUUGCUAAUGUGGAGAACGAGUCCUUGGCGACAGUGAGGUUCCACGACCUUUUAACCCAGCUGGACCACCAGCACAGCCGCUUCGCGAUGGAGAAAGACUUCCUGAACCAGCACAACAUCCGGAAAAUCAAGCGCAACCUGCAGAACCUCUUCCAGGAUAACCCUGUCUCCAUGGCGAUGAUCAUUAGCAAGAACCUCAACGAAGAGAGGAAAAUUUUGGCAGCUGCUCUGAUGUCAGAGAACACAACGCAGAGUGCUCAGGGUGACAUGAUGAUCGAGAAGCAAAGAGAGCUAGACAACAAGGUGAAGGACAUAAAGUCCAAAGUACAGGAAACGGAGCAGAACAUCAAGAAUCUGGAGGACCUGCAAGAUGAACAUGAUUUCAAAAGCAAGACACUGCAGAGUCGAGAGGAGCUGAACGGCACAGUAUCCAGAGAGGAGCUGAACCGUGAGAAACUCUGCCUGAAGGCCAUGUUCAUGAAGCUCAGCAACAUGAGAGCGGGAGUGGUGGGGCAAAUGUCAGAGUUGCUGAACCUGGUGGAACAGCUGGAGUACGAGCUGAUCACCGUGGAGCUGAGCGAGUGGAAGCGGCGCCAGCAGAUGGCAUGCAUUGGGGGCCUGACCAAUGUGUGCCUGGACCAGCUGCAGAACUGGUUUACGGCGGUGGGCGAGUGUCUGCUGCAGGUGCGGCAGCAGCUGAAGAAGCUGUUGGAGUUGGAGCAGAAGUUCACAUAUCCACAUGACCCCAUUGCCCUGAGCAGGGCCACAAUGGAGGAGAGGGCCCUCGCGCUCCUCAAGACUCUCAUCACCAACUCCAUGGUGAUAGAGAGGCAACCUUGCAUGCCUACACAGUUGCAAAGGCCUUUGGUGCUGAAGACUGGAGUCCUGUUUACUCUUAAAGUCAGGCUACUGGUGAAGCUUCAGGAGUUCAACCACAUGGUCAGAGUAAAGGUGCACUUUGAUAAGGAUGUCACGGAAAAGCGGAAGGGUUUCCGGAAGUUCAACAUCCUUGGAACAAACAUGAAGGUGAUGAACAUGGAGGAGUCCAUUGGGAUGGCUGCAGAAUUCCGACAUCUGCAACUAAAAGAGCAGAAGGUUGCUGGAAACAGAACAAGUGAGGGACCACUGAUUGUCACUGAGGAACUCCACUCCUUCACCUUUGAGGCAGAACUCUGCUGGUCUGGACUCGUCAUUAACUUUGAAACCACCUCUCUCCCCAUUGUGGUGAUCUCUAAUGUCUGCCAGCUUCCAUGUGGUUGGGCCUCCAUCAUGUGGUACAACAUGCUAACGUCCGAUCCCAAGAAUCUCUCGUUCUUUGUGAACCCUCCGACGGUCAGCUGGGGACAGCUCUCCGAGGUGCUGAGCUGGCAAUUUUCCUCCAUCACCAAGAGAGGCCUCAAUGUGGAGCAGCUGAGCAUGCUGGGACACAAACUCCUGGGCCCAAAAGCAGCAAAAGACCCAGAGGCUCAGAUUCACUGGAAUAAAUUCUGCAAGGGAGGCAGUGAGAAAAACUUUACCUUCUGGCUAUGGAUUGAGGGAGUCCUGGACCUAAUUAAGAGGCACCUGCAAAGCCUGUGGGAUGAUGGGUGUAUAAUGGGCUUUGUGACUAAGGAACGCACCAAGGUGUUGCUCAGUGAUAAAGCUCCUGGCACAUUCCUGCUGCGCUUCAGUGAGAGCAACCGCGACGGAGCCAUCACCUUCAGCUGGGUGGAACACACCUCAAACGAUGAGCCACAAGUGCGUUCAGUCGAGCCCUACACUAAGAAAGAGCUGUUCGCUGUCUCGCUGCCUCACAUCAUCCAAAACUACAAGGUAAUGGCAGCCGGCAAUGUUCCAGAGAACCCCCUGCGCUUCCUCUACCCAAACACUCCUAAGGAUGAGGCCUUUCGCAAGUACUACUCCAAACCUGCUGAGAAACAUGAGCCAAUGGAUGUAGAGAAGGAGGACUAUGAAGGUUACAUUCAAACGACUCUCAUCUCAAUCUCUGAAAUGAAAACGUCAGAGUACAACGACACCAUCAUGCCCCUGUCUCCAGAGGUGUACGGGGAGCUGGAACGCAUGACUCGAGACCUGACUGGAGAAAUGGGAGAGCUGUGUUGUAGCCUUCCCGAGACCUGUUGAAUAAACAGGCGGUAGAGCGGAUGUCCUGGCAUUUCUCCCGGAGGUCCUGCACGCCACCCGAGGUCCUGCGUCUCUUCUUCGUUUCCUUCCUUUGAAAAGACUUUCUGUACAAAUGCUGAGUGAGCUGCAGAACACGCAGGCUACUGGCAAACACCGCAGCAGCUGAAAUAACAGCCUGUACCUUGCAUACCUAGCACUUAACCCGAUAUUGUAAAACGUGUUUUUCAUAGUUGCCCUAUGAGGACAAUUUUAUUUGAGACAGGCCAGAAAGCAGUGAUUUUAAAUCAACAUGAUGCAUCAAGCAUGCAUUUUAUUCAUGCAAUCAACAAGUACCCUGUACCCAGCUAAGUAAAGAGCUGCACUGUAAAAGCAGCUUUGAAUAUAGCCAGUAGAGUAGGUACAGUAUGCGCAUACUAGUGUAAUAUGCAUUCCUUGCCUUUUACUUAAAGCACACAGUUUGUACGUGCAGACACACAUGCUGGCGUGAGUUCUGCUCUAGAGGGGUUGUGUCUGUCUCCCCUCUCUAUAGACUCGGUAAGUGCUAAAUGGGAAAUUUAUUCUGCUAAGAGUGAACGAGUGAGUGAGUUCGUACAAACAUAGAAGGUGCUUUUGUAUCUAAAAAUAGUAAAAGAAAAGCAGUCCAACAAAAAUGAAACGAUAAAUAAAACAGAAGACAGUCAUGUUUUUUAAGGUUCAGUAGAUGGUUUUUCAUCUUAGAAACAAACAUAACCCCGCCCUUGCAUCUAACCAGACAGGUUCGGUUCAGCUACGUGCUGACAUUCUAAGUGAAGAGGCAGACUUGGGUCACAUGACAGCAUGGUCUUUUAUUUGAUAUUCGAUCAGUGACACAAAUACUUGUAUCUUGUAACACAGUCUGAUAAUUGUGUAAAAGCAGUUUCGCUAAGGGGGGUAAGAAAUUGAAACAGGACCGUUCAUAAUACAUUAAAAGUACAGUGGGGACAGCCAGUGAGAUUAUGUGCCUAGGAUAAAAAGGAUACUACUACUUCACCAAGCAACAGCUAUCACUAAAAUAGUACUGGGACAUCUACAUCAAAAUAUAUAACUGUUCAUGUUAGUCAGUCUGCUAUUUAGUUUGCUUAGUUUUCUUUUUGCGCAAUGCAAUAAUGAGCUUUUGCUGCGCGUGCGCGCGCACACACACGUAGCAAACUAGGUGUUCACUAGCAAUAUAACAACCAUAGGCAAUCACUGGAAAUGUAAAAGUUCAACACAGAUAAGCUUAUUGUGCUUGCAGUCUAUGUCUGUGCUUCCAUAUACCUAACUCAGCAAAAAUAUAUAUAUCUUUUUUCUUUUUACAUUUUCAUUUGAAAAAGACAGGGAACAGGGCAAGGUGAAAGCCUUCAUUAUUAUUAGCCAAUUAUGGUUAUUAAUACAAAGAUUUCAAUAAAUAUCAAACAACAAAAAAUCCCAUUUCUAAUGCAUUUAAGCAGUACUGUGGAUGCAGCAGAGAGUCUGUCACUGGCCAAUAUCAGGAACCAGGCAGCUGCAUGCAUCCUGUCAGCUCUGCAUGGUUGAUGCACCGCAGGCCACGCUGGGCCACGGUCACAGAUUUGUAUUUGUAAAACUGAAUGAACCAAAUUUAAUGUUUCUUGAAGUUAAAGAUGCCAAGAUGAAUGUAAUAGGGGGAGGAAUAAAACAAGCAAAUUCUUGCUGUUCAUGAUUGUUGCCUUUUCUAAAGAAAAAAAAUCUUUUACUUCACAUUAUUUAGGCAUUGAGUUCAAAAUGAAUGGGGGGGAAAAAAUAAAAUUAAUGUGUUGUUUCACAUAACAAUAAAUAAAUAAUUGCUCUCAA